AUGAGCGGCCCUGGUGAAGAUCGAUGGCGCGGUGGCCGGCCGUUCGACAAUCGUCAACCCACGCAAAGGAAUGCGACUCUGGGCUCGCGCGACCGAGCUGCAGGUUCUCGAGGAGCGCAAAAUGCCAACCAGUCUAGUGCUUGGAGCGGUCCCCGUGAACAGAAUGCUCCAGGUUUGUCGCAAGAACGACACGUUUCCGUGAAGAGUUUCAAUGCGGCCGAAUGCAAGGCUGCUCUCAAACCAGCUCCUUCCCGUGCGUUCUCACUUCCUACUUUUCAGUCUCCAGUCUUUCGUCCUGAAAUGAUGGCAUCCGUAACGGAUAUUGACAACCGGCAAUUAGAACCAGCUCCGCUAAAGUACAAGCCUACAGGCCCUUCAGGCAAGGAUACAGCUAGCAACCGGGCGAGCGCACCAUGGGCCACCAAGCCGAAUUCCAUGGCCAACAACAAGGACUUUUUCCUCGAGCUCCGCAAGCAAGUAACCAUCUUACGACAGGGUGGCAGCAUACCCGGCGGCUAA
This is a messenger RNA of Talaromyces rugulosus, 519 nucleotides long. RefSeq lists its product as uncharacterized. The transcript is spliced from 4 exons. Bases 1 to 519 code for a protein of 172 amino acids. NCBI's taxonomy places the organism in Eukaryota, Fungi, Ascomycota, Eurotiomycetes, Eurotiales, Trichocomaceae. The record is from RefSeq and is a predicted model, not a curated record.